AAUGUGUUUGCGUCUAAUACAAUUUAUGUUUUUCUUUUUUUGAAAUGUAGUGUCAAAUCUUUAGAAUUUGUUUAAACGUAUGAACAUAUUAAACACUUUCUUUACGUUGAUUAAUUAUUAUUGAUUAAAACGUGUCAUGAAUUGUAGAAUUUAAAAGAUUUUUUAGUGUUAAAAAAAUUACAUUUUUCAUGUAAUUUAUUUAACUGAUUUUGACAUUAGUCUUUUGAAAACAAUUGUCCUUUUCUUAAAAGUUAAAAUAUAUAAGUAACUGUGUUUUUCAGAUAAGAUAUUACAAUGCCUCUGUCUGAAAAACUAUCAAUAGUGAAAAGCAAAUUCACCUCCGGCGAAACCGUGGUGACUGCAACGGAAGCAUCAUUGAUGCAAGGAUGGGUGAAAGCUGCUCGAAUUUUAUCGGUUGUGAAUAAAGGACCUACGUAUGCUUUAGUUAUUUUAAUAACAUCUCGAACUCCACCUCAAGUGUAUAGUGAUCUUACAAUAGAAAAAGUUCUUCCCAUACAUGAGGAUUUUAAAUGUGUAAUAGACGCUGAUGGAAAACAGCAAGAUGGAACAGACGUUUAUCUCAGUGUUUCAUCAAAAAAUAUUGAAAUAACUUUUGAAAUGCGACCUGGAACUGAAACUAGUACUCUUGUUUCUGAAAUAUUUCGUGCCGUAGAAAUGUAUCAGAAGGAAAAAUAUUCCACAUCCGAAUACACGUGGACCAACAAAUUGACUGCAUCUACGAGGAGUUUAGAUGGGACUAAAGAUGAAGCGCAAGAUGUUGAUACAUUAGUGGAGCUUGAGUGUCAAGAUUUAGUUGAGUCGAGACAUAAUAUUGCCACUGGUAAAACUCCCGUUGCCAAUCGAGAUUCGUUGGUGCAAAUGCAUAUGCAACGCAAGUCAAACGAUUACACUUACACGGAAGUUUUCAGAAUUUUCGUUGGUACAUGGAAUGUGAAUGGUCAAUCAGCAAAUGGAAUCACUUUGGAAGAAUGGUUAAGCAGCGAUUCAGUAGCGCCUGAUUUAUAUGCAAUUGGCUUUCAGGAACUUGAUUUAAGUAAAGAGGCUUUUCUUUUCAAUGACACUCCAAGAGAAGAGGAAUGGAGACUAGUCGUUACUAAAUCUCUUCAUCCAAAAGCAACUUACGGACAAGUGGCGUUAGUUAGACUCGUUGGAAUGAUGUUGAUUGUCUUUGCGCAAGAUGGUCAUAUACCUUUUAUUAAAAAUGUUUCUAUCGAUACUGUCGGUACUGGAAUUAUGGGCAAAAUGGGAAAUAAAGGAGGCGUGGCAGUUAGUCUUUCAUUUCAUAAUACGACUGUUUGCUUCGUAAAUGCACAUUUGGCGGCUCAUUGCGAGGAAUAUGAGAGGCGCAAUCAAGAUUAUAUGGAUAUAUGUUCUAGACUCUCCUUUUCUCGAUGUAUUGACAAUACGAUACCAUUUAUACCCAAAGGAUUCAGAGAUCACAAUCAAAUCUAUUGGCUGGGUGAUUUAAAUUAUCGAAUAACAGAAAUGGACGCAGCUACUGCUAAGGAAUAUAUAAAUUCCGGACAAUUUACACCUGUUUUGCAACUUGAUCAAUUAAUGCAGCAGCGCAAACUUGGCAAAGUUCUUGCUGAUUUUCAAGAAGCUGAAAUUAAUUUUAAACCAACAUAUAAAUAUGAUCCAGGCACUGAUAAUUGGGAUUCCAGUGAAAAAGGAAGAGCGCCCGCUUGGUGUGAUCGCGUUUUAUGGAAAGGAGAAGCUAUUGCCUCUGUUGAAUAUAGAAGUCAUUCUAAAUUAAAAUUAUCGGACCAUAAACCAGUCAGUGCCAUUUUUGAUUCUCAGAUUAGCGUAAUAGAUAGAGUUAAAUAUCGUAAAACACACGAGGAAGUAAUGAAAAAAUUAGAUAAACUCGAAAAUGAAUUCUUGCCCCAAGUAAUGGUUGAUGCUACAGAAAUUAUAUUUGAUACUUUAAGAUUUCUUGAACCACACAGCAAAGAUUUAAUUAUUGCAAACACUGGACAGGUACCAGUGAAAUUUGAGUUUAUUAAAAAAUUAGACGACACCAGUUAUUGUAAAGAUUGGUUAAAAAUAAAACCUUAUUUUGGUUUUAUAGAACCCGGGGAAAAAUGUGAUGUUAAACUGAAAGUUCUUGUUGAUAAAAGAUCGGCCUGUAAACUAAAUUCCGGAGAGGAUAAACUUUAUGAUAUUCUAGUCUUACAUUUAGAGGGUGGAAAAGAUAUUUUUGUUACAGUAACAGGUACUUAUGAAAGAAGUUGCUUUGGAUCGUCAAUGGAAGCUUUAGUACAUAUUCCAGUUCCUAUUAGAGAAGUUCCUAUUGGAAGAAUAAUGGAAUUGGAAAAUAAUAAAAAUCCCUCACAAGAACCUUAUGCUGUCCCUAAAGAAAUUUGGCUACUUGUUGAUCGAUUGUAUCGUCAUGGAAUUAAAACACCAGGACUUUUUGAAAAGCGAGGUGCUCCUAAUGAAAUUAUAGCUAUUAGAGAUUGGCUGGACAUUGGCAGUCAAGAUCCAAUGCCUGGUAAUGUACAUUCCGUAGCCGAAGCUUUACUUCUUCUAUUAGACUCAACUGCUGAGCCAAUAAUUCCAUACAAUCAUCAUAAUGUUUGCUUUUCUACUGCAACUAAUUACUGGAAGUGCAAGGAGAUUGUCAUGCAAUUGCCAGAAAUUAGGAGGACAGUUUUCCUUUAUAUUUGUGCAUUUUUGAAGGAGCUUUUAAGCCACACUCAGGAUAAUGGUUUGGAUGCGAAAACUUUAGCGACCCUCUUUGGAUCAAUAUUUUUACGAGAUCCCCCCAGAAGUCGAGAUGAUUCUCAGUUAAGAAAUAGAGUAACUCAAGCAACGUUUGACCGAAAAAAGGCGGCAUUUGUUUUUCACUUUUUAGUAACGGAUCAAAGUGAUUUUCUUGGACGAUAGUAAUCAGAAAUAAUUGAUAAACUUUCGAAUAUUAGAUUAUAUACGUAAUAGUGUAAUUAUAUUUUAAAAAAAGCAAUAAUUGAAUGGAAUAUUUAGCAACUUUUUAUCAAUUGCCAGUACUUAGGUAAGAAUUUUGAAUAUUAUCUUACAAUUUGUACUUCGUUAAGGCCGUAUAUCAUACUUUACAAUUUUUAAUCUCAAAAAUAUUUGUAAAAUGUUAAAUAUCAAUUUGCGAAGAAAAAAACAUAGGCCUUGAUAAAUUAAAUUUCAUUAAAAUAUUUUACUUGAUCUCAUUGUAGAAUGAAACAUCUAAGUACAGAAAAUGGCAAAACUUAGUCACAAGGAGAUAAAAAAAUGAUUUUUUUUGUCAAACUUUGUUAUUUUUGGUUGCAGAUUUCUAUUUAUAAUAUUUUUGAAUUUCAAAUUAAGUUUAUUAUCAAAAAUAUCUUAUUUUACUUUUUUUUACUGGCAGUUGAGUGAAAAAUUGAAUUAUCUAUAUUAUUAGAAAAUUAAAUACCACAAUUUUGUUUACAAUUUACAUUUGCAUUUCUCACAUUGUUAAAAUUGAAAAUUUUAUCUAAAUUUGUUACUGCAACCAAAGAAAUUUUAAUUUUAUUGAAGAAAAAAAACGGAAAGCAAAAGAAAGUAAUUGUCUUGAAAGUAUAAAAGUAAUAAGGGGAAAAAAAUGAUCCUAUUUUGUUUAAAGUCUUUAAAAAAAGAAAUGAGAAAAUAUUGUUUGAUUUAAAAAGUAUUCCAUUAUUAGUGAAUCUCAUUCUAUAUUUUCUUAAUUUAUUCCUUUUUUUGCAGAGAACAAUUUCUGGUCAAGUUUAGAGAUUUGAAAAUUUUAGUGCAAUGUUCUUUCUUUUUUUAUUGUAUAUGUAUAUAUAUUUGUUAUAAGUAGAUGUUGUAAUGCUCAGCCAAUAAUUUUCGCUUAAUUCUUUAGGAAAUAAAAAUAUUUUUAUAGUUUUAUAUGUAAGAAAAAAAAGUUUCGUGAAAUUGUGACAACUAAUUUCUAUUCACAGGAACGUAUGAAAAAAUAUUAUAAUAAUAAGGAUAAUAGAACAAAAGAAUAUUUAAAUGUUUCUAAAAAAAAAUGGACAAUAUAUUUUUUUAUUCUAUAAAUUGAUUGAAUCUAUGCAAAAUAAUUGAUGUUUUUUAUAUAUGAAUAAUUGUGAAAAUAAUAAUUUUCAGGAAUAUAUUCUAUUGUUUUAUUAUCCUUUAUUUUUAAAUAUACAAAUUAUAAUUUGCAUGUUUGCUAGAAUUUUAAUACUAUAUUGCGUAUUAAUUUUACUGUUAGUAAAAAGCCUAUCUUGUCAUUUAAGUUUUUAUUUAAUUAAUAUUAAUCUCUCGUUUAUCAAUUGAAUGUCGUUAAUUUCUUUUAUUCAAUUUUGAUUUUUUAUGAAAUGUCAAUUUGAUUACUAUUUUGAUAAAUAAUUUUUUUUCAAUUGUAAAUUAUAUUCUUUGUUAUUUACGUAUAUUUAUAUGCAAAUAUAUAUAUGUUUUUAUUUAUUAAAUGCCAUUAUAUCAAAAUAUCAUAGAUGUAGGUAGAAUAAUUUGUUUUUCUUCGCUUUUUAUUUUUAAUAAAAUUGCAAGCAUUUCUAAACAAAAUAAAAAUCCUAUAAUUCUUGUAAUCUUGUAGCGCAAAAAUUAUCGAAUUUGUAUCAGCUAUAACCAAAAAAAAUUGCCUACUUGAAGAAAAAUGAACAUGUAACUAAGGAAAGAAAGUAAAUUUCUGUGGUUUUUGUAUCAAAAACUUUAUUUGGACAGUAAUAAAAAUAGAAAAUAUUUGACUUUUAAUCAUUUUUCAACACAGUUUUUGGACAAAGCGACGCCAAUAUUUUUUUUUUUGUUUUCUCAUUUAUAAAAAGAAUAGAAAAAAUUAUAUUUUUAUUGUAAAAAAAAAAUAAUGAGAAUACUGCUUAAAGCUAGUGUCUCAAAAGAAAUUUUUUUUUAAGACAUCACUAUCCUUUUUAAAACCCAGUAUAUGAGGAGUUUUUUCUAAAUUUAAAUAAUUCGUAUAUAUAUAUGUAUUGUAGCGUAAAAAUUAAAUCGAUGAUAUAAUUGUUUUUAAUAGUAAUACUAAUUUGUCAAGUUAGAAAGAAAAAAAAAUUCGCGUCUUAAUUAGAUUAUGCAUAACUGCGCGGGCGAAAAAAAACAAUUGCGUAAUCUAAUGACAAUGUUUCAUCUUUUUUUAAAAACUUGAAACUUCUUUUUUUUU
Messenger RNA from Leptopilina boulardi, 5128 nucleotides. RefSeq names its product inositol polyphosphate 5-phosphatase OCRL (gene Ocrl). Gene Ontology annotation, biological process: phosphatidylinositol dephosphorylation; signal transduction. The record is from RefSeq and is a predicted model, not a curated record. Bases 295 to 2910 code for a protein of 871 amino acids. Gene Ontology annotation, molecular function: inositol phosphate phosphatase activity; phosphatidylinositol-4,5-bisphosphate 5-phosphatase activity. NCBI's taxonomy places the organism in Eukaryota, Metazoa, Arthropoda, Insecta, Hymenoptera, Figitidae. Gene Ontology annotation, cellular component: membrane. The transcript has 19 exons.